GAAAGUAACAACUUCAGAUACAGCUGAGUCUGGGACAGAAGGGUGUUGAUGAAGGAGUGGAGAGGAUACACCUGUGCUUACAAACUUGAGGUGCAAUUAAAUUUCUUUUACUACCCACUGACUGCCAGUUCUGGAAAAGUGACAACAUGGCGACUGCAGAGAGCGUGUCAGCAAAAAUAGACACCAUCAGAAACUGCACGAUAGAGAUCAACAACAUGAGCAACGUCUACAACCUCAUCAACCCACAAGACUACACAUACAGUGGGUCCUGCUGCGAUCCUCAUCCGGCCACAAUCAGCUCCAACAAGACCGGGAUCUGCGCAUUCACUAAAACUCAGUUCAGUGCCCGCGGGGCCGUAGGUGUCUUGACCUAUGACCUCUUCCAUAUAAAGAAUCAAGUGUGCACUGAACGCAUGGCUAUUCUGUUUUCCGUUCCCUUUGACUACACUCAAUAUGUCAAUGUCUUGGGGGUCGGGGUGUUUGAUAUAACCUGUGAGUGCAAUAAAGGUCUGUACGACUACAUGUAUUAUGGGAAAAAUCCCAGACAUUUUACCAGUAUGAGGGCAAAUGUAUCUGGAAUUACCUACAAGGCACAGAUGGUUGAAUUAAGAGCAGAUAUGUCCAAUGUGGGCAAAGCUAUUAUGAAACUAGAGAUUGUAGACAUACCAGACGGUGGCCCAGUGGUGGAGAUCAAGCAUUGUGGUGAAUAUUGAUGCAAGUUCUGUCCUUUCUGGUGCUAUCGUUACCGUUGUACCUGUAAUUGUUUGGGCAAGUGAUCAUAUGUCGUUUAGCCUAAUAGCAACAAAAUCUUUUUUUUUUUCAUUUUUCAUUCAUAUGCAAAAAAAUCUAAUUGGUAUAAAUAGCAUGCAAUUUAUGAGGUUAUGACUGUAAAAUCUAACUAAAACAUAAAAUACAUUCAUGCAUUUGGCAGACACUUUUAUCCAAAGCAACUUACAGUGCAUCACAAGGUAUACAUUUAUCAGUGUGUGUUGCCUGGCUUCAAACCCAUAACAUUUUAAGCUGUUAAUGCAAUGCUCUACCACUGAGCUAUCACAAAAUAUUUGAAAGGCAUCUGGAAUCACCUACAAGGCACAGAGAGUUGAAUUGAGAGCAACUAUGUCAAAUUUGGGCAAAGUUAAACUAGAGAUACAUGACAAGCUGGGCUAGAAAUGUAAGAAGUUGCUUAGACUAACAAAAUCAUUCUUCCACCUGAAUUCAUGUGUAAAAAAAAUCUAAAUGGCAUUAAAAUAGCAUGCAAUUGUGAUUUC
Molecule: messenger RNA, 1268 nt
Organism: Misgurnus anguillicaudatus (oriental weatherfish)
Lineage: Eukaryota; Metazoa; Chordata; Actinopteri; Cypriniformes; Cobitidae
Biological process (GO): monoatomic cation transport; pore complex assembly; cytolysis in another organism
Cellular component (GO): pore complex
Molecular function (GO): channel activity
Source: RefSeq, a predicted model, not a curated record